AUGGGUUGCGAUGGCAUUGAGUUCAAAAGGAGUGAUCUAAAGGAAGAAAAAAGUGGAAAAAAUAAGCCAAAGAAGGGUCUUUUAGAAACUGAAAAUGAAAAGCGAACAUUUUGGACUGCUUGUCCCUACUGUCAUUACAUGUACGAGUAUGUAAAGAAGUAUGAAGAGUGCUGCUUGCUUUGUCAGAAUUGUAGAAAAGGGUUUCAUGCACUGGCUGAAGUGGCGCCGCCGAAAGGUUUUUUGGUGAAAGGGAAAGGAGGAGAGUAUUAUUCUGGGUAUGGGUUUUUUCGAUUAGGUCAUUCUUGGAAAAGCUUUUUGGGUGACAAGAAAGGGGGUGGUAGGGAAGAUACUGGGAAAAACCAUGAUGUUGUGGAUAUUUCUGAUGAUAGUGAUGAUGAGAAAAAGGAAAUGGAUGUAAAAAACGAGGCUGUUAAAGUGAAACCAGAAGAUUUGAACAAUAGUGCAGGAAGGGGUGUAAAGAAAGUAAAAUCCGUGCCCAGGAAUACAAAGAAAAUGAUGGGGAGGGGGGUAAAGGUGAAGAAAGUUGAGAAGGUGAGUGUUGUGGAAAUGAAUGUGGAGUUUUGGAAUGGAGUUGCAGAUAGUGAUUGUGGAAUUGAUGGUAGAAUAAGGCUUGGAAGUGGAAGUGAUCAGCAUGAUUCUGAUGAGGAAGAGUUGGAGGUCUUUGAGGGAGAUGAUGAUAUAUUUGUUGGUUUGAGGGAUAUCUGUUGA
Durio zibethinus is the source of this 729-nucleotide messenger RNA. RefSeq lists its product as uncharacterized. NCBI's taxonomy places the organism in Eukaryota, Viridiplantae, Streptophyta, Magnoliopsida, Malvales, Malvaceae. The record is from RefSeq and is a predicted model, not a curated record.